Molecule: messenger RNA, 691 nt
Organism: Struthio camelus australis
Lineage: Eukaryota; Metazoa; Chordata; Aves; Struthioniformes; Struthionidae
Source: RefSeq, a predicted model, not a curated record
CACUGUUUAUCGUGCAGUUACUCAUCUCUAUCAAACCAUGAACGGGCUCAGAUUUCCUCAAGGUAAUCUGGCUUCCCAGAAACCUCCUGCUAAAUGCAAGGGUUUGCUGUCCUGUUUACUGACUGUUACACCUGAGGCUGGUUUUAAUACAGAUUCUGGACAUCAUAAGGCAAGCUCUCGAGUUCCCUUUGAGAAGCAGCCGCCCUCCAGCGAGAUGUCACGGCACCACAGCCGCUUUGAAAGAGAUUAUCGCGCCGGCUGGGACCGCCGGGAAUGGAGUGCCAACGGCAAUCACGUCAGCAGCGGUAGCUGCAGCAGUGCCGUUAGCAGCACCAGCAGCACCCGGCCUGGGCUGCUGCCCCUCCCCAUCGUCCCUUCUCGGAUGCCCACCCCAGCCACCGCGCCGUGCACCACCGUCAACAGCGAGGCCAUCACAAGCCUGGUGGUCAACUCAUCCGCGGCGGCCACUACCAAAACACCUUGCAUUUCCAAGACUGAAAAUCAGCCUCAAGGACUUGCCACUAGCGUUAGGUGGGGACAGACACCCAUCAAUCAGUCUACGCCCUGGGACACUGAUGAGCCUCCGUCUAAACAGAUGAGGGAGAAUGAAACCCCAGGUGCGGCGCCGUGGGUGACGACGGUGGCGCCUUUGCCAUACCUCCCCCGAACGUCGCGAAUGUGCCACGUGUGA